Messenger RNA from Hypomesus transpacificus, 4187 nucleotides. It is a transcript of the gene tnxba, whose product is annotated as tenascin XBa. The transcript has 16 exons. The record is from RefSeq and is a predicted model, not a curated record. Gene Ontology annotation, molecular function: protein binding. The coding region runs from base 401 to 3718 and encodes 1105 amino acids. NCBI's taxonomy places the organism in Eukaryota, Metazoa, Chordata, Actinopteri, Osmeriformes, Osmeridae.
GCUCCGGUCUCUCUCUCUUCUCCCUUCCUGCCUGCCUCCCUCAAUGCUCAGCCAGACUCCAUGAAGUUCUCCAGACAGAUGAGAGUAGCACAGACUGACAGACGCACAGCCAAGGAGGAAAUCACCGAUCACUGCCCAGUGGGAGUUUUUGGAGUGAUCGCAAGAGGGAGAGUGUUUGUGCAGGUCGAAGGGACGUAGGACUGUGCGAUUGGAUGUGAGCAUGCGUGGGUCCAUGACACCCUAGAAAACAGUCCUGACACCAGUAACACCCUGUGGAUUUAUUUGACUGUCCAUCACUGAAACAUAGAAGAAGGAGUUUUUUGUUCCUCACAAGCACUUCAUUUACAAACCCUAAAAAGCGGUUUUACCUUGAUAUCCAGUUACUGGUUUUAAAGGUAAAAUGCUGUUUACACUGGCCCUGCUCCUCUUGGUCACCCCAUUACCCUCUCUCCAAACCCCAACCAAUGAGAAGAGGAACUCCACAGGAAGUGACCAACCCAAGCCAAAUGUCGUUCUCACCCUGGUGAAACCAAAACCUGUAGCUGCGAUCGCUAAACAGCCCAACAAGACCCCUCGCCCCACCCCCACCCUCAAACCAACCAUCAACCUGACCAUUUUGACCCCCUCAGUCCCUACCAAGCCCCCCGCAGUUAGUACACCCAAGACGGUCAAAGACAAGACCACCCCUGCCCCCCCACCACCUGCUGCCAUCAAGGUGAUUCUUACCGAUGGCUGCCUCCACAAGGACAUCCAGAGUCACUCUUCCAGCACCCCGGAGCAGGGCCAGGAGCUGCAGCUGGAGCUGAAGCCUGGGUCUCCACUGGUGAUGACCCACAAGAUCAGCCUGGUGCCUGGGGGCUGCACAGGGGGCUGUGUGGCCGAGAUGGCUGCCCUGAAAGGACGCGUGUCCAGACUGGAGAAGGAGAUGUCGUCCAUCAAGCAGCAAUGUCCCUGCUCAAAGGUGAACUGCCCGAAUGACUGUGGCGAACGAGGUAAAUGUGAGAAGGGAAAGUGCGUUUGCCUCCCAGGAUUCCUUGGGCUUGACUGCAGCAAGUGCGCCCCCGGAUCGGACUGCAGUAAAAAAGAUGUUAAAGACAAGGCGAAGACAACAGUGGAGAGGGUAACCCCUGAGAGCAAUGCUAACAAGACCAGCACGCAGGUGAAGACAACAGUGGAGAAGGUAACCCUUGAGAGCAAUGCUAAUAAGACCAGCACACAGGUGAAGAAGGUAGCAAAAGAGGAUGAUUCCAAAACCAAAAUCAAAGUGGUCACCGUCACUGCGGUAAAACCACAGGUUACGGUUACUAAGACUACCAGCAAGGCUGGAAAAACCAAGAUUACACUGGGCCGUCCGACAGUGGGACAGGUCCUCUUGAAACACAGUGGAGGAAAAAAGCUGAAUGAAGCUCGUAAAGGCGAAACAAAAGUUUUUCUUCCUAAGAAAAUAACCAAACCAGACCUUAAAGGCAAAGUGACUGUUCAGGACCAACCUCUUACAGACACCAUCACCCAGACUACAGUGAAGAAAUCGAACGGCACCACUAAAGGCACAGACACUGCGAACAAAAUUCGCCCAAGAAAGGAGAACCUAGAACAGUCCACUCUGGCUGAGAAGAACUCCACCCAGACAUCUGGGAAGAAACCCACCAAGAAGGUGAAUGAGAGUGUCACCAAGGUAACAGUGUCUGUCAACAACACCCAAAUGGCGACAGGCAAAACGAAAAUUCCACAGAGGAGUCAGUAUUUAGUGAACGUGACCACUCCGAGUCCCGAGGUCAAAGUCACAAAGGUCAACAAGACAAUGGUGUUGCUGGUGAACGCCACCAGGAAGCCUCUGGCGACCGGCCUCGGUUCUGUCAAGGUCCAAAACAUCUCCUCCUACGGCUUCACCCUCACGUGGUCCGCUCCGCAGGCCAUGUUCAAGAACUUUACCGUGACCAGACGGGAGCUGAGGGCCGAGGGCGAGGAAGAGGAAGAAGCAGAGGAUGGAGCUCUUGGAGGACAAGACAAAGGACUGGCAUCAGCAAACGCCACAGAGAGUGCUGUCAAUGGAACUGCGUCCUCCGCCAAAGUUCUCAGUGGCUCCAAGUCUAAGGCUGACGGCAAGCACACCAGGAGAGUCGCCAUGGCUCUCCCAGGAGGUGUUCGCUCGGUGGAGUUUGGCAACCUGCGUCCUCUGACCCGCUAUGCACUCAGUAUUUACGGCACGGCUCCCGGAAAGAGGUCCAAAAUCCACAGAGUGACCAUCACCACAGGACCUGAGCCCCCUACAGACAUGGUCUUCAGCAACGUGACCGAGUCCUCCCUCGCUGUGUCCUGGUCCAGACCCAAGAGCGCCCUCACCGGCUUCCAAAUCACCUACACCAAUAUUGUCACAGCGGAGAGCAGCUCAGUGUCAGUCAAUGCCCAGCAGUCCCACGUGGUCCUGCCCAUGCUGUCUGCAAGCUCCUCCUAUGUGGUCACCGUGACCUCCGUUCUGGGCAAGAUCAGGAGCGACCCUGCCGUCGCCAUCAUGUGCACAGUGCCCGCUCCCCCUGUCCAACUCCAAGCCGUCAACAUCACCGACACCAGAGCGGUGCUGCAGUGGACACCCAGCCUGGGGAAGGUCGACCGUUUCAUCAUCAGCUACGAGUCAGCCAAGACGCCCAACGUGACGGUGUCGGUGAUGGUGUCGGGGAAUUCGGUGGAGCACCAUCUGAAAGGGCUUCAGAGAGCCACCCUGUACACAGUCAAGGUGCUGAGCGAGAAGGAUAGUCUCCGGAGCACGGCCAUGGCCGCCACCUUCACAACCGCCAACAUGGUGAAGGCCAGCGAUGUCGACGCUCAUUCCGCUGUGAUCACAUGGAAAGCCCCAGCUGUAGCGUUCCACAGCUACAGAGUGACCUAUCAACUGGCAGGAGGGGAGGCCAAGGAGGUUAUACUGGAACCAUCUGCGAGUGAGUACAAGCUAACAGGACUGCUAGCCAUGUCCAGGUACACUGUGGUGGUUCAGGGAGAGAGGGAAGGAGAGUACACUUCUGUGAUCGCCGCAGAGUUCACCACAGCCAAGCUGCGUUUCCCCUUCCCUAUGGAGUGCUCCCAGGAGCUGCUCAACGGCGCCCUGCAGUCUGGGGAGGUGAACAUCUACCCCCAAGGCAAGGAGGGAGGGGCCGUCAGGGUCUACUGCGACAUGGAGACUGACGGAGGGGGCUGGACGGUGUUCCAGAGGCGAGUGAACGGAAAUACCGAUUUCUACAGAACCUGGAGUGAAUAUGCCCACGGCUUUGGAAACCUCAGCGAGGAGUUCUGGCUUGGAAAUGAGCUGCUGCACAACCUGAGCAGCAUGGGCCCUGUCAGUCUGAGGGUGGACCUGCGCUCAGGACAUGACACGGCGUACGCGCACUACUCCAACUUCACCAUUGGGUCCGAGGCCAGGCACUAUGCCAUCGAGGUCUUUGGCUACACCGGCACUGCAGGUGACUCUAUGAGGUAUCACAAUGGCCGCCCGUUCUCCACCAAGGAUAAAGACCCCAACCCCCUGGGGAUCCACUGUGCCAGGGCCUACAUGGGGGGCUGGUGGUACAAGAACUGCUACAAGACCAACCUCAAUGGUCUCUACGGUGUCAACAGCAACAACCAGGGCAUAGUGUGGAUAGACUGGAAGGGGAAGGAUGCUUCCGUGGGCUUCGCUGAGAUGAAGUUCAGACCAGCUGGAUUCUCCCCCGCCACCCAUGGCUAACCCCAUCCCGCCAGCCCUGCCGCCCCCCAAAGCCCUUCGCUACGGAGAAACAGAAACGUGGUUUCCGAGGCGACGCCUGGAAUGUUCUGGAAUGAUAGCAUGUUCUGCGUUUUUUUCCACGGCUGUUGCAAAGGUUUAUCUUUCAGUAUUUGUACAGCACUACAGGUAUUUUCCUCUGUGCCCUAUCCUUGUCAUGCAUGGAGAGCUGUCUCUCUCUUUAAAAAAAACAACACGUACGCUGAUAUUCGAUGUACUAAGCAGACAUGGGAUGUUAGUGGUGGCAGUCUUUUGUAUUUUUGUCGUUUUCUUAUGACUCACAUGACCCCACAAUCUCCAACAAGAGUUUACACUCUGUCCCUCAAACACCUCAGGUGUACAGGAGAUAGGUUUGCCACCUCACUACUACUGGAAUCAAAUAUGCACUGCCUCUCCACUUCAUUGGAAUAAAUGUGGCAAACCAGGAUCUGAA